Messenger RNA from Calypte anna (Anna's hummingbird), 1675 nucleotides. It is a transcript of the gene FOXRED1, whose product is annotated as FAD dependent oxidoreductase domain containing 1. Gene Ontology annotation, molecular function: oxidoreductase activity. Lineage: Eukaryota; Metazoa; Chordata; Aves; Apodiformes; Trochilidae. The coding region runs from base 10 to 1527 and encodes 505 amino acids. The transcript is spliced from 10 exons. The record is from RefSeq and is a predicted model, not a curated record. Gene Ontology annotation, cellular component: cytoplasm.
UGGUCAGCCAUGCUGGGGUCGCGGCGCGCUCUGUGCGGGCUCCGGGGGCUUCCCCGGUACCGGGGGGGGUCCCGAACCCCCUCGGCCCCUCAGCACCGCCACCCCCCGCCUCAGCACCGACAUUUUCCGCCCCCUCUCCCCACUUUCCCCUCAGAGCUGGGGCCGGGUCUGAAGAGUUUUGUCCAGACCCUGAAGAACCAGCUGCCACCUUUGGAUGGUGGCAUCCCUGGGGAGGGAUGGACCCCUCCAUGGACCUCCCUGGGCCCGAGACCCCCUGAAGAAGCCGACGUGGUGGUGGUGGGGGGCGGAGUGGUGGGCUGGUCAGUGGCUUACUGGCUGAAGGUGCUGGAGGGCCGGCGGCACGGGAUGAAGGUGCUGGUGGUGGAGAGGGACCCCACGUACUCCCGAGCCUCCACCGUGCUGUCAGUGGGGGGGAUCCGGCAGCAGUUCUCCCUCCCAGAAAAUAUCAGGAUGUCUCUGUUCUCUGCCAGCUUUCUCCGGAAUAUCAACGAGUACCUGGGGGUCCCCAACGAGCCCCCCAUUGAUCUCCAAUUCCAACCCUCAGGAUACCUUUUCCUCGCCUCCCCCAAGGAUGCUGCAGAGCUGGAAGCUGCCGUCCAACUCCAGAGGAAGGAAGGGGCACAGGUGGCCUUGCUGUCCCCCACCCAGCUGAAGGAGAAAUUCCCCUGGAUGAGCACAGAGGACGUGGCUGUGGGGUCUUAUGGUCUGGAAAACGAAGGCUGGUUCGACCCCUGGACCCUCCUCCACGCUUUCCGCCGCAAAGCCACGUCCAUGGGGGUCUGCAGCUGCUGCGGGGAGGUCCGAGGUUUUGUCACCUCAGCUGACAACCCGCAGGACCCGGAGGCAGCCCGCAUCACAUACGUCCAUGUCCACAUGGCAGACAGCCUGGAGUACCAACCAGUGGCUUGUGCUGUCGUGGUCAAUGCUGCUGGAGCCUGGGCUGGGGAGCUGCUGCGGGCAAAGGGGCUGCCAGGGGGGCUGCAGGGACCCCCCCUCCCCAUCCAGCCCAGGAAGAGAUACGUCUUCUCCUGGCACUGCCCUGAUGGUCCUGGCUUCUCCUGCCCCUUCCUCAUCGACACCUCAGGUGCCUAUUUCCGUCGUGACGGGAUCGCUGGCAACUAUUUGGGGGGCAUGAGCCCCCCCGAGGAGGAGGAACCAGACCCCAGCGACCUCUCGGUGGACGACGCUUUUUUCCAGGAGCAGCUUUGGCCUCGUUUGGCCAGGAGGGUCCCAGCUUUUGAGUCUUUAAAACCCCGGGGGUCUUGGGCAGGGUAUUAUGACCACAACAGCUUCGAUCAGAACGGGGUCCUGGGCCCCCACCCCAAAUUAGAGAACCUGUACGUGGCAGCGGGGUUCAGCGGGCACGGGCUGCAGCACGCCCCGGCUGCGGGCAGAGCUGUGGCUGAGCUGGUGGUCAGGGGGGGCUUCCAGAGCCUGGACCUGCAGAGGUUGGGCUGGGAGAGGCUGCGGGAGGGGCAGCCGCUGCAGGAAGGGGGGGUGGUGUGAGGGGUUGGGGGUUUGGGGGGGUUUUUUUUGUUUGUUUUUGAGGGGGUGGAAACCGAAGCGUGGCUGCUGGGGAAACUGAGGCACGGGGUGAUUUUUUUUUUUCUCCCCCCAACCCCUCCAGGCUGUGGAAAUAAAAGAGCAGAGUGUG